GGCUCCAUGGGCGCCAUGGCCGGCCUGGGUGCUGUGGCCGGCCUGGCCGCCGCCGGCGUCGCGGGCCAGCGCGCCAGCAAGGGCCGCACCUCCAUGCAGGCCGUGGGCGUCGGCAUCAACGGCUUCGGCCGCAUCGGCCGGCAGGUUGCUCGCAUCGCCAUGAAGGACCCUGAGACCGACCUCAAGCUCAUCAACGCGAGCUACGACGCGGACUACCUGGCUUAUAUGAUGAAGUACGACACCAUCCACGGCAAGUACGAUGGAACCGUCGAGGUCGAUGGCGACUCGCUGGUCAUCGAUGGCCAGAAGGUUGCUCUGUCCCAUACCCGUGACCCUGCCGAGAUUCCUUUUGGAGAGCACGGUGCUGAGUACGUCUGCGAGUCCACGGGCGUCUUCCUGACCACCGAGAAG
Symbiodinium pilosum is the source of this 411-nucleotide messenger RNA. Lineage: Eukaryota; Dinophyceae; Suessiales; Symbiodiniaceae. The record is from the annotation of a GenBank genome assembly.